GAGAGAGUAUUUAAAUCAGAAGAUUUCGAGGAAACUACACCUUGGAGACAGCUUUUCUCGUUAUAUUCACUAAGUCUUGGUUUAUUUCCCAGCUUAACUUUUCAAGAUGAUUCACGGAAGGAACAGUGUAUUGGCUCUGGUCGUUGUCACGCUGUUGACAAUAUUCGCUUCGGGGAUGGCUCAAACGAGAACGAUCCAACUGAAACCUUUCAGGGACAUUGGCUGCAAAGGAGAAUACGAUACGUCCAAGUUUGCUCGCCUGAACCGAGUUUGUGAAGAAUGCUACAACUUGUACGUAGCACCGGAGGUCGUACUUAAGUGUCGGGCCAACUGUUUCAAGAAUGACAUGUUUACCGCCUGUGUCGACGUUCUGUUGCUGGAAAGGGAAAAGUCGAAGUUUGAAAGCUUCGUUAACAUCUUACUGGGAGACAAUGAAAGACCGUGAUUCGCCCACGCCGAUUAAAUAUUCAAUCCAUUAUGCCAUGAAUUAUUAUGGUUAUUGUUUCUAGUUCAACAGAGUAUUUUCACUGUUAAAAUCAAUACGCAAAGUUUAAUUCGAAAUUAUAAUUGUUAUGAUGAAAAAUAUUCUUGCAUUUACUAAUCAUAAAGCUAGCUUAUAUAAUAAUUUGAGUUAUCAUUUUGGCAAGUGCUAUUAUUGCUAAGCCUGAAUCGUAAUAUUUGUAUUUUUUCUGUAUGUGUGAACUGUAGCAUUUAAUUGGCUUCUUUUUUUCAAAAUAGUAUAA
Limulus polyphemus (Atlantic horseshoe crab) is the source of this 743-nucleotide messenger RNA. RefSeq names its product crustacean hyperglycemic hormone B-like. Gene Ontology annotation, cellular component: extracellular region. The transcript is spliced from 3 exons. The record is from RefSeq and is a predicted model, not a curated record. Gene Ontology annotation, biological process: circadian rhythm. Gene Ontology annotation, molecular function: neuropeptide hormone activity. NCBI's taxonomy places the organism in Eukaryota, Metazoa, Arthropoda, Merostomata, Xiphosura, Limulidae. Bases 107 to 445 code for a protein of 112 amino acids.